AAAAACAUUUUUGUGAUGCUGCGAUGUGGAGAAAACUACGUGUCAAAUAAUGUAACAAAACGUAUCUCCUUUUCUUUAUCAGCUCAGCUGUCAAAUCCUUAAAAAAACUGAUCCACGAAAAUAUUGUUUUGUUGUGAAGAGUAGUGUAAAAGUGAUAGUGGAAAAUGAGCGGGUUGGAUAAAAAGCCGAAGAUCCCGCAGCCACCGGCUCCUGCAAGUAGCUCUGGGAACCUGCUCUCGAGCGUGGCACCUCCAUCUCAACUGCCUAACUUCGUUACGGCGAGUCCUGUAGUCCCAGCUGUGGAGGUCCCUCAGUCAGCAAUCAGUCAGCCAAUCGCAGCUCCUUUGCCGGCAGUUGGCCAGCCAAUCCCAGCCCCUCUGCCAGUGAAGCCUAUUAUAGUCCAAGGGAGAGAUGAACCUCCUCCACAAGCUGACACUGCUGAAACAUUCAGUCCAGCAAUCCCGCUGAAUAAGGGUGAACCAUUGAUGUCAAUCAGGUCACCAGAAGACUCACAGGCAUCACAGUCUCCAGAUUCAUUGCCUGACUCAACUUCAGAGAUUGAUAAACUUGGUGACAUAAUGCCCGGCAGUGGUCUGUUGACAUGGAUGAAGGGAGCGGUGUCCACAGGAGGGCUACUGCAGCGCGUCGCGGAGAAAGCAAAGAGCUCAGUUGAUACUAUGAUCACCACACUAGACCCACAAAUGAAGGAGUAUUUGAGAAGCGGUGGGGACCUCCUAGUGGUGGUAGCAUCAGAUAAAGAAGUAAAAGUGUCACCAAUCAGAGAAGCGUUUCAAACUGUUUUCGGCAAAGCUAAUGUUGUUGGCUAUGCAGCCCAGAGCGAGGUGACAGCGGAGCAGCCAGUAGGUUACGCUGCUGCGUACGCUGCGGCCAAGCAACGUAUCGCCCACGUGCGCUCCGUACACGGAGAACUGAACAAUAAUGUACCCGUCGUGGCGGUCGAAGGGUUCCUGCAUGAAGCUGUUACUGAUAGAUGGUACGACAUGUCCCUGAUGGUACUGUCGCAGCCGUCGCUGGGCAUCGAGCUCCAGCUGCAGUCGCAGGGCACGCCGGUGCCGGCCGCCGCCAUCGCCGCCGCCGCCGCCGCCACGCCAAGCGACUAUGCGCACGCGCAGACCGGGUACAGCGUCACUAUCGGAUCUAUCAUGGCUGCUAGUUUACAGGUUCCUCAUACGCAAUGGCAGGAGGCUUCGACGGGAGUAUCUCGACGGGAACUGCUGCAGCUGACGGCGCGCUCGCUGGCCGGCUCAUACAAACGGCUGCUCGCCGUCUCAGCUAACGAGGCGUAGGUGACGAAGAAAGAGAAUAGACUAUGUACAG
Spodoptera exigua (beet armyworm) is the source of this 1338-nucleotide messenger RNA. The record is from the annotation of a GenBank genome assembly. Lineage: Eukaryota; Metazoa; Arthropoda; Insecta; Lepidoptera; Noctuidae.